Messenger RNA from Dicentrarchus labrax (European seabass), 3722 nucleotides. Its product is annotated as GTPase IMAP family member 8-like. Gene Ontology annotation, molecular function: GTP binding. The transcript has 4 exons. The record is from RefSeq and is a predicted model, not a curated record. Bases 207 to 3020 code for a protein of 937 amino acids. NCBI's taxonomy places the organism in Eukaryota, Metazoa, Chordata, Actinopteri, Moronidae.
CUGGUGAUAAAAAGGUGGUCUCGGGUAAGCUGAUCUCAGUAUGGAUCUGUUACUUCCCACCAUGAGCUUUCAGGAAGAGUGACACAGGUGUGUGUCAACUGUGCAGUCCUGGUGAUUAGACGGAUGAGCAUCACAGUUUCUAGUUGUCAGUACACCAACAGCUUGUCUUGAAUUUCUCUCUGACGAGUUUCCAUCAAAGUGACAUCAUGGCAUCAUCUGCAGCACAUGCAUCGGAACUCAGGAUUGUGGUCAUUGGAAAGAGCCAGAAUAAAAAGACAAUACUAACCAACUAUAUGACAGGGAAAAAAGACUUUCUUUUUCUGAAAAUGUCCACGCAAUGUACAGUCGCUACUGGACAGUGCAAGAAAAUACCUUUAACAGUAGUGAAAACCUCAGAUGUCUUCAGCCUGCCUGAGGAUAAAGUGAGACACGAGAUGAAAAAGUGUGUCGCUCUUUGUCCUCCUGGACCCAAUGUUCUCCUGCUGUUAGCGAAGCCAUCUGAUUUCAGCGAAGAUGACAGACAAAAGUUAAAGUUCAUUCUGAGCUUUUUUGGUCAAGAUGCCUUUAAAUACUCAAUGGUCAUCUUUACACAUAACGAAGAGGGAAAGAAUUCAGCAGUCGAUAAACUCAUACGAGACUGCAGACAAAGGCAGCACAGAGUUAACUUUGAUAGAAAAGAUCUUUCAGAAUCUGAUCUUGAAGAACUCAUCAAAAAGAUGGAGACCAUAGUGAAUGACAACAAAGGAGCACAUCUAAACUGCACUGAAGGGGCUCAUCACAUGACAGUACCUGUAACUUCCAAACGUCCUCUGAACUUAGUGUUGUGUGGGAGACAUGGAACCUGGAAGACUUUGGCAGCUAAUGCCAUUCUAGGAAAACCAAAGUUUGGUCCACCUGCUGCGUCAGAGUGUGUUAAAAAUCAGGGAGAGGUGUGUGGACGUCAGGUUUCCACGGUGGAGCUGCCUGCCUUGUAUGGAAAAUGUCAGGAGGCACUAAAACAACAUGUAUUUAGGUGUCUCUCCCUCUGUGAUCCUGAAGGUGUCCAUGCUUUCAUCCUGGUCCUACCUGUAGGUCCCCUCACUAAUGAAGACAAGGGUGAGUUGGAGACCAUCAAGAGCACAUUCACCUCUAGAGUGAAUGACUUCACCAUGAUUCUGUUCACUGCGGAGUCAGAUCCUAAUUCUCCAGCUGUUGUUAAUUACAUAAAAAGUGACAGAGACAUCCAGCAUCUCUGUCAGAGCUGUGGUGGACGAUACAUUGUCUUCAACAUCAAGGACAAACAGCAGGUCUCUGAGGUGUUGCAUACUGUGGAGAAGAUGACAUUGGAAGGAUCCAGAUGCUUCACAAAACAAAUGAUCGUCAAGCCUCGAGAGAAAAAGGGUACAGGUUGUAAAUCUGAACAGAAGAUGGCAGGUUAUCAACCUCAGAGCAGAGAGAGUCUCAGGAUGGUGCUGAUUGGGAAGACUGGUUGCGGAAAGAGUGCCACGGCAAACACCAUUUUGGGCAGAGAAUGCUUCACAUCUAGAACCAGCAUGAAGUCAGUGACCAGGCUUUGCCAGAAAGAAACAGGAGAGAUUGAUGGCCGGCCUGUUGCUGUGGUCGACACACCCGGUUUGUAUGACACGUCUCUGUCCAAUGAUGAAGUUAAAGAGGAGCUUGUGAAAUGCAUCAGCUUGUUGGCUCCUGGACCUCAUGUGUUUUUAUUGGUGGUGCAGAUCGGCCGCUUUACACAGGAGGAAAAAAACACUGUGGAGCUUAUCAAGGAGAUCUUUGGCAAGAAGUCAGGACAUUUCAUCAUUGUUAUAUUCACCAGAGGAGAUGAGCUUGAAAAUCAAACAAUUGAGAGUUACAUGGAAGAAGAGAGUGAUGACUUUGUCAAAAAACUGCUCGCUGACUGUGGAGGAAGAUACCAGGUGUUCAAUAACAGAAAUCGGAAGAAUAAUGAACAAGUCAGAAAGCUGUUGAACAAAAUAAAAGCAAUGGGGGAGAAAAAUGGUGGCAGCUACUACACCACAGAGAUGUUUCAAGAAGCUGAGGCAGCCAUACAAAAGGAAGUACAGAGGAUCUUGAAACAGAAAGAAGAAGAGAUGCAGAGAGAGAAGGAGGAACUACAAAGAAAACAUGACGAAGAAAUUCAAGCGAAGAAGAAAAAAAUUAACAAAGAAAGAGCAGAGAGAGACAAAGCACUGAAGGAAAAGGAGGAGUACAUUAACAAAGAACAUGAAAAAAGAAAGAGAGAAGAGGAAAGGCGAGAAGAAGAGAACAGGGAUUCAAAAAUAUAUGAAGAACUUGAGCGACAGCAGUGGGAACAAAAACUUCAAAAUCUAGAGAAAAAAAUCCAGUCUGAAUCAGACAAAAACACAAAUGCUGACAAAAAGCUGAUGCAAAACAGAGAAGAGAUGAGACAAGAACGAGAGGCUUGGGAGAAAGAACGAAAAGAAUGGUGGGAGACACGACAUCGAGAAGAUCAACAGAGACAAGAGGAAGAGCAAACCCGACUGAAAAAGCUCAGAGAAGAAUAUCAGCAGGAAAGAAAUGAAUAUGAAAACAAACGAAAAGAAGAUAGACUCAGAAGAGAACUAGAGGAAAGAGAAUGGAGGAAAGUACAAGAAAACUAUGAGAAAAGAGAGCAAGAAAUCAAGAAGAAAAAUGCAGAAGAGGCCAGAAAGCAAGCUGAAGAAUUCAAUGAGUUCAGACUCAAAUACUCAGCAGACUUUGUAGCUCUGAUGGAAAAGCAUGACAAGGAAAUGGAGGACAUGAAGCAAAAGCAACAAAAAAACAAUGACCUAAUGCUGAGACACUUGCUCACAAACAAAAUGUAUCAGAAAGAGUUUGAGAGGCUGAAGAAGAAACAAGAACAAGAAAUGAAUGAGCUUCAACUGAAUUACUCUGAAGAAAAUGCAGAAGAUCUGGAUGAAGCAAUCAGUGAACUACAGAAAAAACAUGAUGAAGAAGUCAAUGUCUGGGUACAAGAGCAUGCGGAGAAAGCCACAGCAGAUAAGGCUUGCAGCAUUUUAUGAAAUGCUGUCUGUUAUCUAAAUGUCACAAACAUGAUUUAGUUGUCCAACUGUGAGAGCUUUUGGUUUUGAAGACUUCACUGUUUUCCUGUUGAACUACAUUUUUACAUUUACAGUACAUUUUCUGUCUUUUGAUUAUGUACACUUGAUGCUUUUAUGCAGUCCUUCAUAUACAUCUCUAUAUCUAUAUUUCUAACCAAGGUUUGACAUAAACAUAUUGUAUUUUAGUAAGAAAAACUUUCAGAUAAGCCUGACCUGAAAAGUGUGCCACUUUAAAUAAUCUUUUUCCUUUGGAAGUUAAAGAAAACUGACAUUUACUUGUUUUCUUUUUCCCUUAUAAUACACAAGAAACUAAAUGACUAAUCAUAAAAAUAUCAGUGAAACCUGACUACAUGACAGUAGUCACUAGUAAAGCAUGUAACAUGCUUUAAGAGAUCAUUAAGUAUUUAAAUCAUGUACAUGUAAUUUUUUUUUUCUAAAUAAUAAUACCUUUCAGUCUCACAGAGUUAAUAUCAUGUGUUUUUUUCUUUGGUUCUGUUGUGUUCAAGACUAAUACUGUCUGUGUCUUGUUUGAUUUUAUUUUAAUUUUAUGUAAAAUGAAAUUAUUUCCCCAUCCAUUUAGAAUUUGUUUUACCUGAUCAAUCUGGAAAUAUAAUCUCUUGUUUCUUGUUUAUGCAAAUAAACGGAUCAAAUAAAACUGAACAA